UUUUACAUAUGCCAUUGUCACUACGUUUACAAAUUCGACAUUUGAGUAUUCAAGAAAUACUUUAUAAUUUAGAAACAUUUUUUAAGGAUAUUUAAUUUGUAUCGUUGAAUAAUUCCAGAAGAAAAAUGAUUCGUUUCAUAUUAAUCCAAAAUCGAGCUGGCAAAACACGCCUGGCCAAAUGGUACAUGAAUUUUGAUGAUGACGAGAAGCAAAAGUUGAUUGAAGAAGUGCAUGCAGUCGUUACAGUUCGAGAUGCAAAACACACCAAUUUUGUCGAAUUUCGGAAUUUUAAGAUUGUUUAUCGCCGUUAUGCAGGCCUUUAUUUUUGUAUAUGUGUAGAUGUGAAUGACAACAAUUUAUGCUACUUAGAAGCCAUACACAAUUUCGUGGAAGUCUUGAACGAAUACUUCCAUAAUGUGUGUGAAUUGGAUUUAGUUUUUAAUUUUUACAAGGUAUACACGGUGGUGGAUGAGAUGUUUUUGGCUGGCGAAAUACGAGAAACAUCGCAAACCAAAGUUCUUAAACAACUCCUUACGUUGAACAACUUGGAGUAAUUUUCAAAGUUCAAGUUUAUGUUUUAUUUAGAAUUAUUCAAAUUGUAUGAUAUUGUAAUAGAGCAAACUUAGCAAGUCAGACAGACUAAUGUUGGAACAAAUACUGAAUUGUUAGAAACAAGUGUAAAUAGAUGUGCUGGUGUUUACCUAAUCUGAUCUAAAUAUACGUGAUUUUGGAUUUUGGUCUUAUCGUAAUUAUUUUAAGAAAUAACAUUCAUUUGAAAAAUGCUCUGUGGUUUCUUAGAUGUAAGACAUGUAUAGGUAUUAUCUAAGUUAACUGAUAAUUAUUCCUUGUAUUUUAUGAUUGAUAUACUACAUGUUUUGUAAGAAUUAGCUUAUUAUUAUUUAUUUUUAAUUAACGGAGCUUUUCGAUGUAUAAUUUUUAAUCGUCAAAAAUCCAUAUUUAAAGAUAAAGGCGGGUGUACAUUUAACUUAGGCAUUAUAUAUAUUGAAGCGUAUAGACAAAGUAUCGAUAUAUCUAGUUUUAAUUAGUGGAUAAUAUAAUCGAAUUGCUCGAAUACUCAUUGGAAA
This is a messenger RNA of Dendroctonus ponderosae (mountain pine beetle), 1085 nucleotides long. It is a transcript of the gene AP-2sigma, whose product is annotated as AP-2 complex subunit sigma. The record is from RefSeq and is a predicted model, not a curated record. The coding region runs from base 126 to 554 and encodes 142 amino acids. Gene Ontology annotation, biological process: intracellular protein transport; clathrin-dependent endocytosis. Gene Ontology annotation, cellular component: intracellular membrane-bounded organelle; AP-2 adaptor complex; membrane coat. NCBI's taxonomy places the organism in Eukaryota, Metazoa, Arthropoda, Insecta, Coleoptera, Curculionidae. The transcript has 3 exons. Gene Ontology annotation, molecular function: clathrin-cargo adaptor activity.